GGUCACCAACAUUCCUGUUGUCAGCAGCAGCUGUUCGCACACACACUGACGGAGCUGACGGAGCUGACGGGACUUGGACCUCUGACAAACAACAAAACAAAAUGGGGAGCUCCUGAAAACUAUCUUUUCUAUUCCUCCAGAACUUUCCUCCUAUGACUGCGGGAGUUAAAGACUUGUUUCUGACCUGACAGGUGAUGUCUCCGCUCCAGCUGUCCGUCUACUGGCGCCUCUGCCUCAUCUUCACCUUCACCUCCUUCCUCUUCUUUCUCGACAUUUUCACGGCCGCCAUCGUCGCGGCAACUUGUCGCCAUGGUAACGGCACCGGCUGGCAUGGAGCGUUACCGCCGAACGCUGAGACGAACCAAUCACAGCCCGCGGAGACUUUAGAGAGCGAAGGCGAUUGGUGGACGGAGAGCGGGAACCCAGACUCAGUGUGUGGUUGGACAGACUGGUUGUCCUUUGGUCAGACUCUCUUCAUGGUCGGCCUGCUGCUGGGAUCUCUGGUGGGAGGAGCCAUAUCUGACCGGUACGGGAAGCGUCCGGUGCUGCUGGUGUGUGUGUGCGUGCACGCUGUGUGUGGCAUCGUGCCUGCUGUCCUUCCUCAGCCCAUCCUCUUCCUCUUUAUCCGCUGCCUGACGGGCGUCUGCUGCUGCUGCAUCAACAUCUGCUCCUUCAGUCUGGCUGUGGAGUGGACGCCUCCUGCUGCUCGCCUCUGGCCCCCGGCCUUCCUGCCCUUCUGCUUCAGUCUGGGGACGAUGGCUGGAGCGCCGCUGGCCUGGCUCAGCCCCACCUGGAGGCAGCUGCACCUGUCCCUGGCUCUUCCACAGCUCAUCUGUCUGCCGCUCUACAUUGCGAUCCCAGAGUCGCCUCGCUGGUUGUUGUUAAAGAGGCGGAGGGACGUUCUGGAGCGUUACCAGAGCAACAGCCCUGCAGAUAAACAAUGUCUGGACCUGUUGUUGGACUCCACCUGGUCUGACCUGCAGAAAGCCUCCGAGGACCCACCUGAAGGCCACGCCCUCAGUGACAUCAUCUACCUGAGACACCCGACUGUCCUGCUGCGUCUGUUCAUCAUGAGCUACCUCAGUGCGGUUACGGCUUUGACCUACUUCGGCAUCUGUAUGAACAUCGGCUCGUUCGGCGUCGGCGUCUACUCCGCCCAGUUCUUCUCAGGCCUGUCAGAAGCUCCAUGCCUGCUCGUCCCAUUGGUUAACCUGGGCCGUCGGCCAAUCAGCAUGCUCGCUCUGUUCCUCAGUGGAUCAGCGUGCUUCCUGUCGUUACUGCUGUCCAGAUACAACUAUGAGCCCGUGUUGGUGAUGAGUUUGGCUCUGCUGGGGAAACUUUGUAUCCUGGCUGCUAACUUCAUCUCUGUUCUGUACAGCAUCGAACUCUUCCCCACUGUGGUCAGACAGCGCUGUGUGUCCCUCGUCAACCUGUGCUUCCGGAUUGGUUGCCUGGUCAACUCACUGGUCCCGCCCACCCCAAACGGAGCGAUCUCAUUGGCUGCCAUGGUGGCGUACAGCAGUGGACCAAUCAUAGGAUGCUGGCUGUGCCUGCUUCUGCCAGAGACCAGCGGCAUCUCACUCCCUGACACCGUGGAGGACUGUGACAGGCAACCUAAGCCCCGCCUACCAAAUAUUGGCGCAGUGUGGAGGACACGGUGAGGGAACAUUUUUGUUUUUAUUCAAAACAACCGGCACGUUUUCUUUAUUGGUCGAAAAAGUAUUCAUCAGGUGUGAAACAGAUAAACUGUUUCCAGUCGGUGCCGCUAACGCUGCGUUUCAUUGGAUCUGCUGGUCUUCAGGAACGCCACCACGAAAACCUUCAGUAGCCCGAGUUCAAAUCCAACAUGGCUGCUGCGUGAAUCCGCAGUUUGUUUCACCAGUGUGCUCCGAUCCGUGCUCAUGCUCGCUACACUUCCUCGGCCCUCGCCCGCUUGGAGGCGGCGUGCUUCGGCACGGUACAGUUCACGCGGGUACACAAACAGUGAAAGGUGAAAUAAAACAACAGACGGGAUCACGUGCUGCUGAUUUAUGGUCACGAGCUGCUCAGAGGCGUGCGGGUGGUUAACCCGUGUGAUGUCACGUCUUGACGCCGCUCUGAAGGAUCGGCAUGACGACGAAGAAAUGAACCUAUUGUUCAUGAAAGAAGUCACAGAGCUCAGCAAGUGAUCCAGAAUCUCUACUCUGUCUACGAGAAGCCGUGAUGUCAUAACCACGACCACAGGGAGACUGACCACGAGCUACCUCAAACGAUAUCUAAACCUGUUUGUUACCACGGCAACAAGGACACAAGUCAACAGUGAGAGACCACCAGGAGCAGAAACCAUCGUUUCACACUCAGGUAGCUCGUGGUCAGUCUACCUGUGGUGGUGAUGACAUCAUGGAUAAUAAUCAAAUCAGUUACAGAGAGAGACAGAGAGAGAGAGAGAGACAGAGAGAGAGAGGGAGAGAGA
Messenger RNA from Labrus bergylta (ballan wrasse), 2452 nucleotides. Gene Ontology annotation, biological process: transmembrane transport. Gene Ontology annotation, cellular component: membrane. The record is from RefSeq and is a predicted model, not a curated record. NCBI's taxonomy places the organism in Eukaryota, Metazoa, Chordata, Actinopteri, Labriformes, Labridae. Gene Ontology annotation, molecular function: transmembrane transporter activity.